UUUCCGCGAGAUUUCUGACGCCAAAUGUGGGUCACGGAGUGAGAGUAGAAAUGGUCAAGUUGUGAAAAUUUAUUUCAGAAUUUGACCAUUUCAUGGCCGUGUGUGAAGAUUGUUGGCACCAUGGCUCAGAAGUUAAAGUUGAGUAGUCCGGUGGGAGCGGAUCCGCUUGUGUUAAAAUGGCCGGUGGCUACCUCGGAAGGGAAAGAGGGUCCAGAGGAGGUCCUGGAAACGAUGAGGUUGGUCUGUGAUGAUUUCCCGGAGCUGAGAACCCCGCUGGAGACCCGCAUACUGAAGGAAGGAGAGGAUGUGGCCAGCUACGACUAUGAACAGACGAAAGCACUAUGUGAUCGAUUCAACAAGGCAAUUGAAAGUUUGCGGCAACUGGUCAAGGGCUCCCCUCGGCAGAAGAAGACGAGCAAGUUGGCGUCCCGGAGUCAGCUGAAGCACAUACUGCAGCAGUGCUACAACAGCUCAGUCAAGGACCCCGAGAAGUUGAACCACUAUGAGCCCUUCUCACCAGAGGCGAUGGAAAAGUCGUUCCACCAGUGGAUGAAGUGGUACGGCAAAUCCCACGGAGAUUUCUUGAUUGAAAAAGGAGAUUUCUUACACGAUGACAUAAAGGAAAAGCUCAACAGAGCCACGAUUGUGUUUGUGAACAACUUUGCGUUCGGGCCGGUUGUUGACCACGAUUUGAAGCAAAGGUUUGCCAACUGCCUGAAGGAGGGAGCGAGAAUUGUGUCUUCCAAGGCCUUCUGUCCGCUCAACUUCAGGAUCACAGCUCGCAACCUCAGUGAUAUCGGCACCAUUAUGCAAGUACAAGAGUUGUCUCCUCUGUGCGGGGCAGUGUCGUGGACAGGGAAAGCCUUUGCCUACUACGUGCACACCAUUGACCGGACCCAGUUGGAGAAAUACUUCGCACGUCUGAAAAAUCCCAAUAAGAAAGAUGAGCCAGAGACGAGGAAAGAUCGGCGAGGUCGCCCAGUGCAGUCCAUCAGGGAGAAGAUCAACGGAGCCCUGGCUGGAGGGGUGGAAGCCUUGUCCGCUGCGUCGGGUCGGUGGCGGCGAAGCAUCAACGGUAAGGGCAUGGAACAUCUGGGGGCUAACGGCGCAAUUUCCGCCUUGGGUUCGUCGGUGGCCAAAGUGCUCGACUUUGACUCUGCGUCCAACUCGAGUCAGUCGACCACGACCACCACUGCCAGCACUCCCAGCACGGCCGACGAUGCGCCCCCGCCCCCCUCCUCGGCCUCCGCUGUUGUUGUACUGGGCCCCACCACGCGACGCCAGUGGAACGAAUACGUCAAACGACCCUUGUCUCAGUCGGGCACGGAGAAUGAUAAUGAUAGUUCUACUGCAGACACUAUUCCGGAGGGUAAGAUGAAAGGUGUCAUCAGCCAGAUGAGGAAGAAGAAAAUGAAGACCAUCAAGCGUCUGAACAACGGGGCUCUCGGGAAACGUAAGAUGCAAGCCGGAAAGAAGAGCUUGGGAGAGGACUCCCCGACGUCCCCCAUCAAGUCGAAGGCAGUCGUCGAACUCCGUCCCCGGCCGAAGACGGGCCGGUCCAGGAAGUCUGUCCUGUCGGAGGGCGACCAGGAGGCGAUCCCGAUGUCGGCCGCCGCCGCUGCUGUUGGCGCGUUGUCCGCGGCUAGCGUGAGCACGACUACUUCCACUGCGGCGGGCGUGCACCACGCGACCUCUGUGGCCCCGCCCUCGCUGGACAGUCUGAACCUGCUCCACGCACACACCAUCAUGUCCACGUCCGGCAAAGAUUCCUCGGAGAAGGUCAGCUACAAUGACCGCAGGAUGACAGAGAGCUCCAACGCCUUCUUCAAGCCCAGCGUGCAGAAACAGACGGUGUCCAUGCUGGAGAAGCAAGCCGGGUUCCUCAACAUGAUUGAAAACAUGAAGCAGCGCUACUUGUCCUUCCUGACCUUCAUGCAGACGCCGCAGUACAGGGCCAUGCUCUCCUUGCAGAUAGAACAGGAAAAGCAAAGAAAUCUGCAGCUUCAAGAGAAAAUGAAAGGCUUGGAGAAGGAUAUAUCUGCCCUUCAGAAAGAGGGAGCGGGACUCAUCAGAGAUCGGCUUAAGGAGGUUUCUACAUACAGGAAGAUCAUGGACAGGAAGCACCAGCUCAAGUCGACAAAGAACGGCUUUGUGGAUCACCCUCCUCUCUCCGCGGUGACCGCGACGACGAAAUCUCCCAAAGAGGAGGAGCAGAAGCUGCUGGCCAACGUGGACCGGUUGAGCACCGAGCUACAGAACCUCCAGGACGUCAACAAAGCCUACGUUUCCAAAUACGGGGCCAACUCGUUCAGGCCCGGGCCGGGCGGGAAUAACGUCUACACGAGCCGCGACGUCACGGGCGCCGCAGCCGCCUCCGGGCACGGGAACCACGAGAUGUCCGGCGGUGGUCAGUGGCCAGUCGGCAGCAGCAAGGGCAUGGCGGAUCUGAAGGAGAAGUUGGAGAUGAAGAGGAAUUACGAUUCUCUGGGAGAGGUGUUGUCCACUCUGAAAAAGGAGGUCAGUAUGGCCUUUCAGAGUUCUGAGCCGCCGCCGCCUCAGCCACAGUCGUCUGUGUCGAAGCAGAGUGGUGUCUCGGCCGAGUCUGUGCCGGCUGGAGGGUUGCCAGGCGCCUGUUUGCCCGGUGCAGUUCGUGGGCAGGAGGCUCCGAGUCUCUCCCACGCCAGCAGGGAGUUGUCGGCGACCUUGAGGCACGGUGUCUCUGCCCCCGGCGAAUCCUUCAAAGCCCCGGAUAUGACUGUAAGAGACAUCCUUACGAAAGGACGGUGGCCGAUAUCGUCGCCGUCGGUGUCACUCGCGUCAUUAUCGUCUUCAUCAUCAUCAUCAUCUUCGUCUUCAUCACUGUUGUCGUCGCCAUUGUCUACGUCCUCGUCCGCGUCCUCCUCCAUCACCUCCCUCCUCACCUCCCCCUCCUCGUGGACCACGGAAGUGAGGAAAGACCAGACUGUCUCUGUCUCCUCCCCCCGCAUCCUCCCUCUGGGAACCAAGAUAGAUAUAAAACGGCCCCCGAGACAGAAUGGCUUAAAACAAGGCCUGGCCUCUAGACGCGCACAGUCUAAGAAUAUCACCGUUCUGCAGAACUCCCGGGCUCUUCCUCCCUCCGGUUCCCAGAAUAAACUAAACGCAUCUCAUGGGUACACUGACCAUGAGAAGUCGGCAGCAGAAGAUCUCAUCUCCCUCAAGGAAGGUCUGAGUGGGGCGGGAGCAGGAGGGGGGGUGUCGCCCCCUACCUCAGCCACCGCCCACUCGGCCUCAGUCUCCGUGCCAUCCGCCACGCCCAUGUCCUUGUCUGUCGGGCCCGCGGGAAGAUCCUCCGUGAAAGCGCAUUCCCAUUGUGAUGACCGGCCAGCUAUUCUGGUCCAUACCUCCAAAGCUCGUCGAGGCAGCAGCAACAACAGCAACAGCAGCAGCAGCAAUAUCACCACCACCACCACCACCACAACCACCACCAUCAUCUCUCCCUCCAACACCACCCUAACCUAUGGCAGCAACAACAACAACAACAACAGCAGCAGCAGCAGAAGUAAAGCAACAGUGAACUCAGGUGCAAUACUUUCCUCCCCGUCCUCCUCCUCCAUCUUGGGACCCGUCUCUUCCGUGACUCCGCUAGGACCAUCCUCCCAGCACCUGGGAAGCCUAGCGCGCAGCCUCCUGGCCAAGGACGUGCACCACGUCUCGGGGAGGUCUCACCGUGAUGCCGAGACGACGCCCGCCUCCUCCUCCUCCUCGCUGAAGAUUGUCUCCACUUUGCAGCCCAACGGUGUGCUGAAGCACAAAAGUUCGGAGCUUUCCUCCGCCUCCCAGCCGCCCAGCAAAGUGCGGCACAUCGAGAGCAGGCCGGAUCUAAGGUCUGUGCUGUCCACGGGGGCCGUGCCCACGUCCUCGUUGGCCUCUUCCCUGUCGGCGGCCACCAUCAACUUACUGACACAUCAGCAGCAGCAGCAGGUUCUCUUAGCUCAGGGUUCGAACCUCAUCCUGACCCCAGGACACGAGUCGGCGGCACACUUGAUGACCGGCCAGGGGGCGGCUCUGUCGGUUCACGGCAACAACCACACUGCAGCAGCGGGGGUCCAGGUGGGCGGGGCUAGUGCUAAAGGCUCCUCCUCCUCCUCCUAUCCCACAAUUCCCUCCUCCAACAGCGUGUCAGUGGGCAGCAUGCCCAACGGGACACACACCUCGCUGCUCAAACUCCUGUCCCAGCAGUCUCCCGGGCCCGGCUCCGUGCUCGUCUCGCAGAAACCCCCUGAGGGGACGGUGGUCUCCAUGGCAACGGUGAACAGCUCGGGAGUAGGAGGCCUGUCGGGAGCCGGAUUGGGCCCGACCUUCACCUUGCCACAAGAUUCGGGGGCUCUCAACGGGGCUCUGGCGAAAGGCCAACUCAAGAUCUUGCCGCAGAGUCGUGUGGACAGCAAAGGUUGUUUGAAAACAUCACAGGCUUGCUCUCCUCUUGCCCACUCUGACUUUGAUGCUCUAGUCGCUGUCGCUUCGUCGGAACACACUUUUAAAGACGGCCCUUUAGGCACAGAGCCACCGGGCGGCCUUGAUGUAGGUCGUGAAGCGGGAGCCAAGCAGGCAGCCCCGAAGGGUGGCAGGAGGGCCGGUGUGUCGCGAUCGGCCAGGGGGGAAAGGGCGCAUGCUCGCUCGUUGAAGAAACGGGCCCCCGCAGAGUCGGGGGAGUUUGACUCAAAGAAAAGCAAAGUGGAAGUGGAGAAGGAUUUGUUGAGGAGCAAGAAACACGUGGCCGUGUGUGAGAAACUUUCCUCGGGAUCAGAGUCGAAUUGUAAGUCAAAUGCUGUUGGGGGGAGUGAUGAGGAAGAGAACAGGAAAAGUUUGCAGAAAAACGUGGCUGUGCUACUGAGCAGAGAGCUGAAGGUGGACAAACUGGCAAGUGUGGCCGAGCAGUCGUCUGACGACUCGGAGUCUGCGACAGAGAGUACCUCGAGGCCCUCGUCUGUCAUGGCCGAGAGUGAGGAGAAGGUGAAGGUGAAGACCACCAGGAAAAGACUGACUCCCAGAGCCCGACGCAUGCGGCGUCGAAGGUCAGCCACCUUGAAGCAGUUGGCCCACCACCGGAGUGAAGUCAAGGACAGUGGAGACUCUUUGUCGGAGAACGAGCCUCUCUCCGACACGGCUCAGGGACAAGAUAAGGACUCAAGUCGGGGAAAUCUGGCAACCGGCCGGACCAAUAAACAGUCUGUAGUAGUCAGUAGUGCAUCCCUUGAGGCAGAGAUAGAAUCGAAAGUAGAUGACAUUAAAAAGCUUCACAUAGAUUCUCCUCGGGAAGGAAAGUCCAAUCUAUCAAGCCAUGUUUCUGCAGACAUUCAGAUUGUAUCGAAAAAGAUGGAAGAGCAAAGCACCCUUCAGAGCAUGAGACAUGAGAAAAGGAAUAAACAGACGUCAGGUACAGAUCGAGAGAGGCCGUCUCGUAAAGAUAAACAUUAUCGUAGUAGACAGGGCCAGCCUAGUGUAGCCAAAACUGAGGCUUUAGACAGGAAGAAAACGGGACUGAAGGCUGGAGAGAGUAGCCAGUCCCCCAAGCCAGAUAGAAAAUCUGUUUCUCCAAAUCCUGACAAAAAAUCUUUGUCCCCGGCUCCCAAGACAGAGCAGAGUGAAGGGAAAGAAGAAAAGAAAGUGGUGAAGGUGGAGAGCGAGGAGAACAGAGCACGCCACAAGUUACACGACUUGAAGUCCGCUCGAUCGAAGCACAAAAAAGAAACGGGUGAGAAACGAAAAUCCUCCUCUCUGUCUCCCAAACCACAGGGGCCAUCACAAAAAAGAGUGCCGGAAAGGAAGUCAUUGUCUCCAACGCCAACCAUUUCUAAAAGCGAAAAAGCGCAAGAGGUGAAAGUGGCGCCCCCUGUCUGCUCUCCGGCGAAACAGAAGGACCCGGGCACAAAGCCAUCUUCUCAAAAGUCUGGGAGAGAGCCUGUUUCUGAUACUUCACAUUCCCGAGAAACCAUGAAAAAGAGUAAGUCGACAAGCAAGCCUCUAGGUUCUGGGCGCGAGCUGGAUUCCCCCAAGCCUGAGAGGGAAGCUAAGAAUUCCAAGGCGGAGGAGAAGCGGGGGUCAUCAAAAUCUGACCGGAGACAUUCUUCGUCGCCGUCGCCGCGAGGUCACGGCAGCAGCUCUGGUUCCCGUGGUGGGAAACACUCGUCAAAGUCCACAGAAAAAUCAGCCGCCAGGAGCUCUGAAAGCAAAUCUGUGUCCCCGAAACCCAGUUCCGCUCACGGUUCUUCGUCUAGGGGGUGUGAGCCUCUGAGUAAAAAGUCCAAAGUGAAAGGAGAAGUUGACCGCGUUGUGUCACGGCAAGCGGCAAAAAGUAGCCGACAGUCGUCCUCGUCGAGCUCGCAGGGUGUAGGAGGUGAAAAGGGCAGGGGCAGGUCACCGAGUCCUCCCAAGCUGGAGCGUGCGGUGCCCUCCCCCCAUGACCAAAAGAGGAAAGAUGGAAAACUGAAGCCCUAUGAAGGUACAGAAAGAAGUACCUCGGGUCAGAACAAAAAUAACACCAGUAAAACCGACAAAAGGGUGAGUGUUUCUAAAAGUGAGCUGGGGGCCGACAGGACGAAGGUCAAGUCUGAGCAGGAAGCGGCAGCGUCGGCUAAGGUGAGCCGAGACGUCGCCGGUGAGGCUGAUAAGAAAGCGGGUGGUCAUUCGGAUCAUCUGAAGGACGCCCGACACUCGCGGUCUCUGAAGCCGGAGGUAAAAGUCUCCUCUUCCAAGUCUGGGAGUGGCUCGUGUUCUCCUUCCUCAAAGAACAAACCGUCGUCGCAGGCGGCCAAGCACAAGUCCGGAGGUUCUAAAUGUAAAGACCAUUCCCCGUCGCCCAGCGGCCGGAAGGAUUCCCCGGGGAAUAGCAAAGAUAAGAGGAAACUUUUGAAGCAGACGACCUCAGCUGUGAAGGUCGAAAAGUCAGACUCGGGAUACUCAGGGUCCUCUGGCUCCAAAGGUCAAAGGUCAGGGAAUUCAGGUGUUGGCAGCGCGCCGAAAGAUACAGGUUGUGAGAUGAAGGCGAAGGGUGUGUCUGAGAGAGGGAAGAAGACAAGAGGUGUGGCCCCUACUUCUGGGGGAGCGUGUAAAGUGGAGGAGGGUGGCGGCGCGGAGUUUGAGGAGGAGGAGGUGGAGACAGCACGUGGGGGCGUUGACCGAUCGGUCCACGGAGGAGACGCUGGUUCUCCGAGUGACUGCAGCCAGAGCGUGGAGGACAUGAAGGUGGAGGCUGGCCGUUUGUCUCCCCAUCUGGCCUGUGUGGACAGUCCGGACGGAAUGCUCACCCCCAACUCGGCCUCCCAGCACUGCCACUACGCCGACUACGACACGGACAACGCGGAGAUGUUGACCCCGGCGUCCAUUGACGAGUCCACGCUCUUCAGCAAGGCCAAGCAGGAGGAGAUAAGUCUCUCGGACACCGGCGCCCAUUUUGAGCUGAAGGAGGAAGUGAGCGGUGAGCUCGCCGCGGGGCCCAGCGAUGCCUGUGUUCAGAGGGAGGCAGAGUCCUUCCCGUUUCCCCUGACCCCUCAGAACACGCCUCUGUCUGCGUCGGUGCCGUGCUCCCCACACACAUGGACGGACACGGCUCAGGCCGGGGAGGAUGUGUCGGGGGACCCCUCCCACCAUCAGUUCGAUCGCGGUAAAUUGGCGGGAAUUGAUCACGUUUCUCCGGCCGGAAGUCCUAAGAGCUCUGCAGUAGAGCUCCCGAAAGCUGAAAUAGAACAAGUCCAGACGGUGGCAGGGGAGGGGAAGAAAGGCCCUCAAACCCCGCCCGGCUCUCCUUUGUUCCGACAUCAGAGCAGGUCAAGGUCACGGUCUCGCUCUGCCAGCUCUUCUUCCUCAGGCAGCCGGUCGCGCAGCUCCAGCUGUGGCUCGCGACACUCUAGCAGCUCCACCAGCUGCACAUCGGACAGCUCUGACGACAGCAAGCGCCGCCGCCGCCGCAGGAAGUACCGCAGGUCCCACAAGGCAGCGGCCAGACGUACCCCACCCAAAAAGCUCUCGACGCGAAACCCUCCGCUGAGCCUACGGCUGGGGUCACCCACCAAGGCAACAGUACAGUACUCCCCGAUGCCCAGCCCCAACAUGAACGGGUUCUACGCGGGCCAAGGAAGGCUAACUCUCGGGCCAGCUGCCCCCUCUUCGUUCGGUGGCCACAGCCUUCUGGGCUCUGGUCCCGUGUUGUCCCCCUUGUCUGUUUCCACGCAGCACAGCCCGGGCUACCAGAUGGUGACCAGCGACACGAUGCGCAGCCCCACCGGUCUGCUUCGUAGCCCCGUGGCUGGCUCGCUCAUCCGCCAGUACCCUCACUUCCCCAUGAGUAACCCCACGCCCGUCUCUGUCUCCUACCCGGUCUCCGUCUCCUCUGCCGCUCCCUGUUCUCUGCAGCAGCGUCCUCUCGCUUCGAAAAACUCCUUGCUGAGUCUAAAUGCGGCAGCGGUGAAACCGAGCGGUGCGGAAAGUACUUUCUCUCAGAACUCUGCUUCUGUCAGAAGCUUGAUCCCUGAACCGUUCGGUGUGAAAUCACAGCAUCCCGGACACUCCUCAGUCGGAGCUGCCAAGUCAAAAGUGGAGCAGUUGUCGUUCUCUUUGGCCUCUGACCUCAAAGACCACAAUGCCAAUCACACGUCCAUGCCGUGCUCGAACCUCGCCUCUAGUCAGACCAUAAUGAAGCCAUCGGGUGGGGGUGGGGGGGAGGGACCGUAUGAAAGCCUUCCCACUGUGGCAGACAUGAAAGCUGACCCCACCCCCACCGUCCCGUCAGCGCUGUCGGCUCUCGGCUCGUCGGCUCUGAGCUGCUCCGCGACGUUCCCGUUCUCCCAGCCUCCUUUUACCAUCAUGACACAAACCGCGGCAAGUAGUCGUCGUGGUGACGGUAGCAGCAGCAGCAGCUCUUGUAGUACUAGUAUUGCUCUACCGUUGUCGUGUGCGUCCAUACCACCAGCUGAGCCGGCCGGGGUGCGAGGUAGUUGUGACGGUGACAGUAAGCAAAUUGGCGUUUUCGCCGACAGCGAUGGACCAGUUCCCCAGCUUUCAGGUGGUUCCCAGUCCUCGACGACGGAAUUGUCGAAGGCCGCGGCUCCUUCUCUGAUGGUAGGCCGGAAAGAGCAGGUGCUUCACGGAACGUUCAAUAGCCAACUGGAGGCCGGCUGCGAUGAGUUGUUCCCGAGGAACAAAGUGAGCUGUGUCCGCGCAGCAGUGUCCUCCAGCUACCCCGCCGAGCAACCGCUCUGCAAGUCUCACAUUCCGUCUAGUCACAAGGCAAGCUCCUCCUCUUCCACCUCUGCCCCACCACCUCCC
This is a messenger RNA of Aplysia californica (California sea hare), 9306 nucleotides long. Its product is annotated as serine-rich adhesin for platelets. Lineage: Eukaryota; Metazoa; Mollusca; Gastropoda; Aplysiida; Aplysiidae. The record is from RefSeq and is a predicted model, not a curated record. Gene Ontology annotation, molecular function: histone H3K79 methyltransferase activity. Gene Ontology annotation, cellular component: nucleus. Gene Ontology annotation, biological process: DNA damage checkpoint signaling; regulation of transcription regulatory region DNA binding; DNA repair.